Messenger RNA from Coregonus clupeaformis (lake whitefish), 1884 nucleotides. It is a transcript of the gene ccdc137, whose product is annotated as coiled-coil domain containing 137. Bases 83 to 898 code for a protein of 271 amino acids. The record is from RefSeq and is a predicted model, not a curated record. NCBI's taxonomy places the organism in Eukaryota, Metazoa, Chordata, Actinopteri, Salmoniformes, Salmonidae. The transcript is spliced from 6 exons.
AGAAGGACUCUUCACAGUUUGUCCACGCGGGUUGGUGUUUAGACGAAAGCAGCGCUAGUUGAGCACCAAUAACAAGAAGAUCAUGGGGAAAAAUAAACAGACGAAACUCGCAGAGGCAUUUAAACAAGGUGCUACGACUGGGCAAAAUCCAAGCAAGAAGAAGCCUAAACGAGAUGGCAAGCCUAGACAGGAGGAACAUCUUGAGCAGAUUCCCUUCCGCCUCCGAGAGAUUAUGAAAAGCAAGGAGAGGAUGAAGAUGGGGCCAAGCAAGACCAAGAAGAUGAAAAAAGCUGAAGCCAUCGCCCUCACUCCCAAACCCAAGCCAGGGGACGCUACACUUGGAGAUAUCCCUGUUCCACACUUCCGUAGAAAGAAGAAGGAGAGUGAGAAGUCGUACCUGCGGAGGAUGGGCAACGAGGCGCAGCACGUCCUCUUCCUCACCAAGAACCAGAUAGAGAGACACCCGGAGAGGGAGCUAGAGGAGCAGGAGAAACCUGCUGGCACCGGGAAAUGCAAGUCUGACAAGAAGAAAGAGUAUGAUAAAAGCCGGCUGGACAGGCUACAUAAGAAGAAACUGGACAGGCGGGAAGAGAAGGCAGAAAACGACAUGUUCAUAGAUGAAGUUGCCUUUGGAGAAGUUGCCAUGGCACCACCGACUCUGAGUAUCAAGCCCAGGAAGGCACUGAUCAAGCCCCAGGGUGUGUGUAAGGGUCUCCUGCUGAACUCUCUGCUAGGCCAGACCCAGUUCUCCACAGCCAAGCCGUCCAUGGCCAGACAGAGGAUGAUGGAGGAGGAGAGGCAGCGGGUCGUGCAGGCCUACCGCCACCUGAAGAAACAGAAGCAGCAUCAGCAGGAGGCCAAGGCAGCUGGGAUAGACAAGCUGAAGAACCUCCAGUGAGACUCCAGUCGGACACGAGCUGUGGUCCCAUUCUCUGCCUUGCUCCCUCAAGGUGUGCACUUCUUACUUACACUCCCCUUGCAUCACUGUAUUUGCACAGUGAUGCAACUUAUGACAUCUUCAAAUGGGGGACUAGAUCUAUAAAGUGCUUUCAUUUCUAAAUGGCCAAUCAGAUAAGUAUGAAAAUGCCCUCAAAUAAAAGGUGACAUUCUGUCCUAUCACCUCAAAUCCAAAAUGCUGGAGAAUAGAGCCAAAUUAAAAAUUGUGUGGACUGGUGUAAGAAAUAUGGUGGAAAGUCUGGAAACCCCUGUAGAACUAUUCUUAAAUCAAUGCUUUUUAAUUAAAUGGAGGCGAGGGAGCAAGUGCACAUUUCAGGGUGAAGGGUAGGGAAUUUGGCUGCAUUGAAGAUGACGCACCAAAUCCAAGUGGAACCAGAUGGAGGGGACAAGGGUUAGCUCAUCUGAUCACCAAGCAGUUCAUAUUCCUUUCCCAAUCUGCAGUGAGUUUUUGUGGACACUGGGAUGGUUUCUGGCUAUUGUGGAAAGGACCAGACCUCCUCAGCACAUAUGGACUGAUUCACUGUUUCUCCUUGAAUAGGUAGCUUUCCUUCCUACCUACCUAGAGGCCUUGCCAUUUAUGUCAGGUACUUCUGACUGUCAGUUGAUACAGAAAACAGUGGCACUAUCUUCUCUUGUGGCAAUGCAUGACUGCUAUGACAUUGACAUGACUCUGACUGUUUGGGGACUUUGAAAACGUCUUAUUUUCCCAUGCAGUUUGGAUGGAAUAAACCACAUUAUUUACGGCCCUGCUUUACCGAGCAAGAAAAGUUGGCACCUGUCAUUCCCACUAGGUGGUAGUCAGGAUGUCUAACAUAUAAACAUCAUCGGUACCUGUUGGGGAUUCUUGUAAUGUUAUUAGUAAUAAUAAUGAUAAUUUGUGUAGAGAAUGUGGUAUUGUUUUGAAUAAAAUGUAACAUUGUAACUGCA